This is a messenger RNA of Arabidopsis lyrata subsp. lyrata, 579 nucleotides long. Its product is annotated as gem-associated protein 2-like. The transcript is spliced from 3 exons. Gene Ontology annotation, biological process: spliceosomal snRNP assembly. The record is from RefSeq and is a predicted model, not a curated record. Gene Ontology annotation, cellular component: SMN complex; nucleus. NCBI's taxonomy places the organism in Eukaryota, Viridiplantae, Streptophyta, Magnoliopsida, Brassicales, Brassicaceae. The coding region runs from base 106 to 579 and encodes 157 amino acids.
UGAAGCAAGGUUGUUUUUAUUGGUUCUUCAAUAAAAUCAACACUGAGAUUCCAAAAAAUGUGACUUUUUGUUUCUUCAUGAGAACAUUUAGGCACCAAAGAAGGAAUGGAUGACUUAACUCAUGAAGAAGACUAUGUUGUAAAAGCGAAGAACACUGAAGAUAAUGACGAUUACAAUAGCAUUUUGAGGCCUGCGUUUGCCGUGGAUGGAGAACCUGAUUUCGAUUCUGGACCACCAGAAGAUGGGCUUGAAUAUUUAAGACGAGUCAGGUGGGAGGCUAAGCGAAUUCCAAAAGUAAAAGUAGCCAAGGUAAAUGGAAGCAAGUACAGAGAGAAAGAGCAAAGUGUUUACAUGCCACAAAUUUCUGAAAUCCCCAAAUGCCCAGAGCACCUGCUGCCGGUGAAGGAAUGGGAGGAGUCGUUGCUUUCCGACUUCUCACACAUUCGGCUGGCUUUAUCACAAAAUGGCAGCGAGUCUUUAGAAGAUGUGCUCAUGGAGAUAUUCAAUAAGCGUCUCCACUCAGACAGUGAUGAGUCAUUUGGUGGGUGGUUUCAGAGAUACAAGGAAUGGACUCAGUGA